Molecule: messenger RNA, 2447 nt
Organism: Effrenium voratum
Lineage: Eukaryota; Dinophyceae; Suessiales; Symbiodiniaceae
Source: the annotation of a GenBank genome assembly
GUUGGGGUGAGUCUGGUUGAUGUCUCUGCCACCAAACCAAGCGGCAUGAUGCGGCAUGAAGGCCGCGGAGAUGGCGCCGCCGCAGGCGCCUCCGAAGGCGACGCCGAUUCGGCGCUGGGAGCAGUGCCUCAGCCAGAGCAAGGGCUUGCAGCGGGACCUGGUGGCCUGCAGCCAGGCGAUGCGGCACUGCCGCCGCUGGCCCCAGGCGGUGUCUCUCCUGGGGCUUCUGCCAGCCUGGAGCUUGCAGAAGGACCCCAUGAGCUACAGCUGCGGCUUGCGCAGACUCGCCUGGCCACGCGGCCUGGUGCUGCUCGAACGCCUCCGUGCGGAUGGCCUGCAGGCCUCUGCCAUCAGCUGCCACCUGGUGCUCCGCGCCUGCCAUUGGUGCGCGUCCCUGGCGCUGCUGAAGGCAAUGGAUCUGUGGCGAUUGGAGGUGUCCGUGGUGUCCUUUAGCAGCGCUUUGGCCACGCUGAAGGAUGCCGAUCUGGGCGGCGAGGUGGCGCUGGGUCUGCUGCGCGCUUUGAGAAGAAGGGAGCUGCAGGCGGACGCCAUCUGCUACACCUGCGCCAUGGCGGCCUGCGCCUGGCGCGCCGCGGAGCUUCUGCUGGCGGAGUCGGCGGACCGCGCCGCGCCGCCCGACGUGGCGGCGUUGGGCGCGGCGCGGCGGAAGGCGCCGUGGCGCCGGGCGGCGGAGGCGGCGAAGAAGGUGCCCUUGCCGGCGCUCCCGGCCUUCCCCUGGCCGCACGCCCUGGGCCUCGCCGCCUCCGCCCGGGCCGCGCGCCUGGGGCCGCCGAAGGCGGCGCCGAAGGCGGCGACGGCGGCGGCGGCGGCGAUGGGGCUGGAGCGCUGGCGCGGGGCGCUGUCGCUCCUGAAGCUGAAAGGGCUUCGACUCGACAGCAUCGCCUGCAGCACCUGCAUCAAUGCCUGCAGCGACUGGGCGCUGGCGAUGUGCUUGCUGGAUGAGAUCUACGUGCACAGCUUGCAGGCGACCGGCGGUGGAGAGGGUGGGCCUUUGACUGCGGCAGUGGGCCUGGUUGCCUGGGUUAGGGCCUUGAGCCUGCUGCAGCAGCAGGGGCUGGAGGCGAGCUUCGCCUCCAACCGCUUUCUCGCAACAGCGCCCUGGACGCUCGCCCUAGCGCAGCGGUCGCUGGCCGCCGCGCCAUCCUUUGGACUGACUUGGGCUUGUGUCGCCAUGGCCCCGAGCCAGCGGUCAGCGAAGCUGCGGCUGAAGCCGCCCAUGCCGAGCCCGAAGCGGACGCCGCCCACGUACUGCUUCCACCUGGACUCGCCGAGCAUGAGCCCGUCGUCCCUGGCCUCGCCGUGUCCGUACUUGGAGACUUCGGCGUGGUCGCCCUCGCUGAUGGCCCCCCAACCAGGGCGCCUGUACCACUCGCCGCUCCCCGCCCGCGCGGGUGCGGGCCCCGCGCGUGAGCAAGCGCACGACGAGGGCGAGCGGCCGCCCUCCGAGGCAUCUGAGGGACUGGGGAGCUGGAAGGCUCACGGUUCCAGGCCGACGAGCCGGCGCCAGAGGAGGUGUCGGAUCUCGAGGCGCCUCCGGAGGAUCCCGAGGAUGGGGAGGAUGGGUUGGCGCCCCCGGAGUCCGACGUCACGGAGCUGUCCGAGGAGUCCGAGUCUGGGGUGGAGCCGCCGCUGGAGAAGCUGGAGGCGAGCAAGGUCCCGCGAGGCAAGCCCACGAAGCCUUCGGCCAAGCCCGGCGCGCCCAAUGGCCGCGCUCUUGCGCCGCCGUCGCCGAAGCCGACGAAGCCGACGAAGCCGACGAAGUCGACGAAGCCGACGAAGUCGACGCGGCCAAUGCCCGCGACGGUCGCAGCCGCGGAUUCCGCUGAGUCCGAGUCUGGGGCGGAGCCGCCGCUGGAGCCGGAGGCCGCGGCGAAGGCGGCUUCCGCGGAGCCCCCGAAGGUCGGGCUCUCUGAGCCUUCCUCCGACGAGGGCCAGCCACUUCCUCCCGUCAGACCCCGCCCGCGCCCGACGGGACGCCCAACCAAAGGCAAGGAGCCGAAGACGGAGAAGGCAAAGGCGGAGCCGGACAGCGACGAGAGCUUGCUGGCUUCGAAGCCUUCGAAGCCUCCGCCUACGACACGCCCGGAGCAGCAGCUGCCAGGGUCCUUUUGGUCCGAUGACGAGUGAGGCUGCCACAGCUUACCUUCGAAAGAGUACCUUGAAAUCUUUGAGCAAAGGAGGGUGUAGUUUUUUUUUUUUGUUUAAGGCCCCAGGCUUGACCAAUGGUUGAUACUGCUGGUGAUUCGAGGUAAGCCGCAAGUCUGCUCAAACUCCGGAUCUUGCGGGCGAUAGGAUUUGGCCCUUGCGACAUCCCUUUAAAAGGGAAUGAAACAAUUUUGAACCCAGAGGUUUACGUUUUACAGCUGGCUGGUUUUGGCUGGAAGCCCUGUGGCAACUGGGCCGAACCACGUGCCCCCGCGGGGGCC